This is a messenger RNA of Ambispora leptoticha, 1548 nucleotides long. The record is from the annotation of a GenBank genome assembly. NCBI's taxonomy places the organism in Eukaryota, Fungi, Glomeromycota, Glomeromycetes, Archaeosporales, Ambisporaceae.
AUGUCCAAAAAAUGUUCUUAUUUUCUUGAAACUCCACCCAGAGAUUACAGCUUUUUGGGUUUUUAUCAAUAUCGUCGACAGCAGUCCGAUUUCACUUUCUCAUUUAGAAAGGAGGCCCUUAAGCUCAAGAGCGAUCUCAACGAACUAAUGAAUGAUGAUUCAGAGGAAGUUAAGACGGCUGUAAGCCAUCUAUUACACAAUUACAAGAAUCAUCGCGAAAGAUAUCAUGACGUCCGGGUAUUUUGGAAUGAAAUAGAAUCAUCUACUGUCAAUUCGAAUUUACACUUAGAUAAGGUAAGGACUGCUCGAACCGUGAUGCACGGAACCAGGAAUUUGAUCAAAACCGCUAUCAAAGAAAUCGACAGAACACUGAAACCCGAUGAAAGUUUAGUUUCUAAUAAUAAAUUGGAUGAUGAUGACGUGACUCCUAGCCGAAAGAAGCAAAGAACUGAUGCUGAGUUUCCUCCUUCUACAAGCGUACAAACAUCCACCAUUUUUAAACCUGAUAAUGUAAGCACUGAAGAGCUUGGGGACGACGAGGAAAUCAAAUUUGAUCUAACAAACAUUUCGAUGGAAUUAAAGUGCGAACCGGUGGUUAAAUGGGAAAUUGGUUGUAUUAAUAUAACUGAUAGAUUUCGGUGUUAUCAGGAAGACGUUCUCAAGAAGGCGGAAAGAGAGGGUUUAAAAUAUGAGAAUAUUUACGAACUCUUAGCUUUAUCGUCAAUAAUGGUGCUCUGCUGGCCAUGUCCGUACCCCAUGUUCACGAAUCAAGAAUGGGAAGAGAUAACGAAAACUAAUCCUUAUAUCAUAAGCGAACCACCACUUCCACCGGAAAUUUCGUCUUCUCUUCGUGAUGCAGUUAAUAGAUAUUUGAUUGGUGGAUUUGUCUUCAUGGAACGUGGAAACACAGAGUUGAAUAAGAUGGUUGCACUUAUGUUUAACAACCUAUAUUAUGGUAUUCCAGAGGUUGCUCCUUCGAAGUUGUCCGAGGAAGAGCACUGUGAAAUGUUUAUUUAUCCAAUUGCUCGUUCGUUUCGUAAAUCCAAAAAAGAACAUGAACUUAAAUUAAAUCGUGCCAACGUUGGCUCAAAGACGAGACCAGACCUUUCUUGUACAGUGAAUGGUGUACCAAUCCUAAACUCGGAGUUUAAGCCACUGGGUUGCACACCAUUACAACGGAAGAAGGAUAAGUUGAAAGUUCAGUUAAAAGCCCGAAAAUCAAUUAAUCAACAAUUGAAAAGUAAGAGAGGCCCAGGUGAAGCUGUCAUGUUUCUAAACAUGGGUGAUUCAAUGGAAUCAUUCUUCAUGGAUCUGAAGUACGAUGGGUUAUACCGCUCCUGGUCAUUUCUCACAACCAAACUAGUGGUCGACAAGGCUACGAUCCCAUUAGCGGGGUUCGCAAUCAGCCAUUUUAUGGCUUUGGAGGAACGUGUUGAAAAGAUUGCGAAGGACUUCAAAUAUCGAAGUAGUCAAUUCACGCCACCUGCACAGAUGUCUUUUGUGCGCAAGCUUCCGGAUUCUCCACAAGUAAAGAUGUUACUUCAUUAG